Molecule: messenger RNA, 309 nt
Organism: Strongylus vulgaris
Lineage: Eukaryota; Metazoa; Nematoda; Chromadorea; Rhabditida; Strongylidae
Source: the annotation of a GenBank genome assembly
AUGAACCUGGGUGGCGACAUGCUGCCGCAGUAUCGACAAGAGACUCCGAAGACCUCGCCACACAUUAUUCUGCACUACUCCACGUUCAAAACCAUUUGGGAUUGGUCGAUACUGGCGUUAACAUUCUACACUGCGUUCAUGUGGUGCUUAGCUUUAACGCUGCACAAUUCUUCAACUCGAUUCUUUGAAAAACACAAGGUAAAAGUGAAGAAGACUCAUCAGAGUUUGAAAGACUAUGGUAACAUCAGUGAUAAAACAAAAUUGCACAGAUGGCUUCAUACGCGAAAGGGAUAUGUAGAUGAUGUGUAA